Erigeron canadensis is the source of this 1295-nucleotide messenger RNA. RefSeq lists its product as uncharacterized. The transcript is spliced from 2 exons. The record is from RefSeq and is a predicted model, not a curated record. Lineage: Eukaryota; Viridiplantae; Streptophyta; Magnoliopsida; Asterales; Asteraceae. Bases 1 to 1185 code for a protein of 394 amino acids.
AUGUAUGUGACACGUUCUGUUUCUCACUAUAAGAGCAAUCCCGAAGACCUUUAUUUAACUCCCGAGGGUCCAAACUCGGGUUUUUUGGUAAUCCAAGACAAAGAAUCCGAAACAUACUCAUGGUUUGGGCUAUGGAAGAACAAGUAUCUUCCGGGGUUGCCCUUUCCUCAAAACAAAACAUUGACGACACGCUAUUGUGUAAAUCAUCAAUAUGUUUGUUACAAUGAUGUUGUCUUUAUUCCGGUCCUUAAUCAGCCAUUAUCUGCAAAUCGAUACUAUGCCAUUAAAUCACAUGGAUCACAUAAAGGGGAAGCGUAUGAAUGUUCAAAAGAGGAAAACAUGGCUUCGUGUUGGUUUUUCAAUUGUGUUAGAGAUGUAAAACCACGACCGUUGGACCCAAAAGACGUGUACCAGCAAUUUGAGAUUGUUCCUUGCAACUCAAUCUGUAAAUUUAAUUGCAGCUUUUAUGCUAAAUCUCUUGCAAAUGAUGGAUAUCCUCCAUGUUUCCUUAGGAGAAAAACUUGGGAAAUUUAUUCUAAAACACCGAAAAACUAUGAGUUACGUGAAGCAAAAGGAAUUGACGAUGCCUUUCGUUCGCGUCUCCCUGAUAUGGAUUUUCCGAUCUCUACCAAAUCUUCUAAACCAGUGGUUGUUGGCAAGUGGUAUUGCCCUUUCAUGUUUAUCAAAGAAGGAAAGUUGUCCGACCAGAUGAAAAAGUCUAUUUAUUAUGAGAUGACGCUAGAGCAAAAUUGGGACCGAAUUUUCGAACAAGAAAACAAGACCAAUGAGGGAAAUGUCGUUUCUAUGAAAGCUUCGUUUCGUAGUGAAGCGGUUUUCAUAGGCGAGAGCCAAAAGGAGGGAAUAUGGGACGGGAAAAACGUUGUGGAUGGAGCUGUAUGGUUUACGCCUCUUGAGGGUGAUAUUGAGAAAAAAGUAAGUGUAGGGUUGAAUAUAGAAAUUAUUGAAAGAAUGAAGUGGGAAGAAGAAAAGGUUGGAUGGUUUGAUGGUGGAGAAAAAAGAAUGGAGAAGGUGAAAAGAGAAGACACGUAUGAAGGGGGUGGUGUGUGGAAGAGAUUUGGUUGCUAUGUUUUGGUUGAAAGGUUUAUGCUCAAAAGAAUGGAUGGAAGCUUGGUUUUGGCAUAUCAAUUUGGUCAUGCCCACCAAAUUAAAUCCAUAUUUGAAUAAGUUAAUAUCAUGGGUGUGUGAGUGUUUGUGAUAAGAUUACUACUUAUAUAUUAUGUACUCGUAUUACAUAUGUAGCUUUGAUGUGCCAUCUUAAAUACGCCCUUUUGUAA